UGCAUUAUGCUUUCCUUAGUUCUUUGCCUACAAAAUGGCGAUGUCAACAAUGAGAAGAUGAGUAGUGUCUUUGAGAAUUAAAAUAAACAUUUAUUUCUUUCAGUUAGUUUAGAAUUUCGUUUAAUUUACUAUAAAAGAUGAAUGGGUUAAGUUUCAGUGAGUUGUGUUGUCUUUUUUGUUGCCCUCCUUGUCCGGACAGAAUUGCAGCAAAAUUGGCAUUUUUACCACCUGAGCCAACUUACGAAUUCUCGUCAGACGAAAGUGGAAUAUGUACUUAUACAUUAACCGAGAGGGCAGAGUGGCAAUAUUCUGAAAGAGAUAAGGAAAAACUAGAGGGUUUCUUCACGAGGACAGAAAGAGGCAACAAAAUAGCCUGUCUUUUUGUUAGGUGUAGUCCCACAGCCAAAUUUACCAUCCUCUUUUCACAUGGAAAUGCUGUUGAUUUGGGACAAAUGAGUAGUUUUUAUUUAGGACUAGGUUCUCGAAUUAACUGCAAUAUCUUCAGUUAUGAUUAUUCAGGAUAUGGUAUUAGUGAAGGAAAACCGUCUGAAAAGAACCUUUAUGCUGAUAUUGAUGCGGCAUGGCAAGCACUGAGAAUGAGAUAUGGGAUCAGUCCAGAAAAUAUUAUUCUUUAUGGUCAGAGCAUAGGGACAGUGCCUACAGUUGAUCUAGCAUCAAGAUACGAUGUGGGUGCUGUUAUUCUUCAUUCACCUCUAAUGUCUGGCAUGAGAGUAGCCUUUCCCAACACAAAAAGGACCUGGUUUUUUGAUGCAUUUCCUAGUAUUGAUAAAGUUUCUAAAGUUAUGUCACCCACCUUGGUUAUUCACGGUACAGAGGAUGAAGUUAUAGACUUUUCUCAUGGUUUGACAAUCUUCGAAAAAUGUCCAAGAGCUGUAGAACCAUUAUGGGUAGAAGGUGCUGGCCAUAAUGAUGUAGAAUUAUAUAACGUGUACUUAGAAAGACUUAAACAAUUCGUCAGUGUCGAACUUGCCAACUGACAAACAAUAGAUUUCGAUGAAUACAAUUUUUGUUCAGAUACAUCAAGUUCCUUAACUGAAAAGUGCUCUAAAUAAAAGGAGAAAAUCCUGUGGUCACCGCAAUUCUACUUGAAGUUCAAAGUGUUUAUGAAAGAUUCUUAAGGGACAUGUGUUUAACAUUCUGGAACAUUUAUUAAAUUAUUCGGACAAUCUCUUCUUAAGUGAUGCAAUGUUUAAAUGUAGAUAAGGACAAUUCAGUGAUAUCCAUCAUUAUAUUAUUUUUUUUACAAAUAAGAUUGUUUCUGUUUUUACCACUUGAUAUGAGAUGAAAAAUGAGUUCAAAUGUGUGUACCUGAAGGUAAAUAAGUUGUGAACUGAAGUACUGCACAUGAGAAAAUGGCAUAUUUGUAACCUUCUAUAUACACCUGCCCUAAAAUUAAAACUUUAUCUUUACUUCCUUUUUUUUUGUGAAUACAUAAUUUAAGACAAAAAUUAAAUUCAAUUUCACAAGCCCAGCUUUUUGUGUGAGAAAACUUAGCUGUGUAUGAAUCAGUCUAAAACUGAUGGAAUAUAUGCUCUCAAGACAUUGAAUGAGUUUGCUCUGAACCCGCUGAAGAAUAUUAGUUUCACAUUCAAGUCAUUCAUGAGUCAGAACAGGUACGAGUGAACUCGUUUUCGAAUUCUCUAAUAUGUAAAAACUAGAACCCUUGUAAAUGGGAAAUUUCUCAUAGGUAAUGCGGGAUAUAUUUUUCACAUCCUUGCAAUGUUCAUAAAAUGGGAAGUUUUCUCAUUGCUUAGUAAUUUUUAAUACCAUCGCUAUUUCAUAUUACACUAUUUAUUACGAUACAUGUUUUAAAAGUUCUAAUCCUUUUGAAAUACAUAAUUGUUCAAUUACCAAUUUGUGUAUAUAAUUGAAGUGAAGAAAAUUCCACAAAAAUAGAUAUCAAUCUUACUAUUAUAUUAAGUGAUCUUUAUUGUACUGGCUGAAUUCUUCCGUGAAUCUUGAGAAAAAUUGGAUUGAAUUUGAUCAAGCAUUUUCCGAUAAACUUUUGUUCAUGAAGCUGACUACUUGUAGUCCGCCAAUUUCUGUCAUUGUUGUAGUUUUACUUCAUAACAUUGUAAGAGUUAUGAACAAAAACGAAAUGUGCAUUUUUCAAUGCGGUAACUACUUUCCUGUGUAAACAGGCUGUUUACUAUUUUAUGUGAUUAGAAGAUGUAUUUUGAAUUUUCAAAGUACAAUGUGCAAUAGUGAUAUUUUGACAGAGUUUUUGUUCAUAUCAAUUUACGCAGGAAUUGUGCUGUUCAUUUUGAUCUCACUGUACACUUAAUACUUUAUCAGAAGGUUUAAAUAUUUAUUGCUCGAAAAAUAACAAUCUGUUCGAAUGAGUGACAAAAAUUCAAUUGAAUAGGUAUAAAUUUGGACAUCUACCAUCAGAAGUUCCACAAUUUGGCAUCGAUGAGUAAUUUAGAAUAACAAAUGUUAAUUGAAUAUGAGCUGUUUAAUUAUUUAAGAUGAGUAGCUUCAAUUUUUACCAUUCCAAAUCAGACUUUGUUUGAAUGAUUAAACAAUUUGUAUAAUUUUCACAAUAUCAAGCUUAGCCGAAUUUUCCUUUAUCUCAUUCUCAUAACUUUAAUUUUUUAUCUAAAUGGUAUAUGUUGUGCUUCCACAUCAAAUUUGGUAUUUCUCAAACAUUUAUAUGUUUAUAACACAAAAUUCAAUUAAUAAAAAACAUGAAAAUGCCACCAAUGUUCCAUUUCAAAUGCCAAAUUGACAAUAAGCAUAUAACAUUCAUCCCAGUUACUCCCUUAAUUAGUCAUAUUGAAAUUUAUAUUUUUUUCAGAAAAUUAUUGUUGAUCCAUAUUAUACAUUUGUAUUGUUUUAUUGUUUAUAACUAAAGGGUAAAAUUUCAGAAAAACAUUAUCUGAAAUAUUCGAGAUUCCUCUUGUUAUUUUCAAGCAUAAUGAUUUUUUUUACUGAUUUUUUCCAAUAAAUUAUAUUUGACUGAA
Messenger RNA from Coccinella septempunctata (seven-spotted ladybird), 2984 nucleotides. Its product is annotated as alpha/beta hydrolase domain-containing protein 17B. The record is from RefSeq and is a predicted model, not a curated record. NCBI's taxonomy places the organism in Eukaryota, Metazoa, Arthropoda, Insecta, Coleoptera, Coccinellidae. The coding region runs from base 138 to 998 and encodes 286 amino acids. Gene Ontology annotation, biological process: protein depalmitoylation. Gene Ontology annotation, molecular function: palmitoyl-(protein) hydrolase activity. Gene Ontology annotation, cellular component: plasma membrane; endosome membrane. The transcript is spliced from 3 exons.